AUGAAGGGACGCAACGAACGCAAAACUAACAUCGAGCAGGUGAUGAGUGACUACCUCAUCAACCUGAGCCACCUGUACAAGAACGCUCAGUCACAACCACACUCGUUGAGUGAUCAUGAAAACGGAGAAGGGAAGAUGCACAGGAUGAGUAGCUCCAGGACAGAACUCAUUAAGCAGGAAGCCCUGCUCAUGUGCAAGAAGGAAAACAGCAGCAGUAGUAGCAGCGCCAGUACAAGUGACGAGGUCUCAUCAUAUAGCGCUAGGAGCAAAUCGACUUACUACCACAAAAUGCUAAAUACCAUUUUCACCCCCAGGGAGCGAGAGAUAUACCUCCACUUGAAAAAAAUACUGCAGACGCAAAAACACUUUGCUCAUGUCGAGGCCAAUGAGUACCUCUUCUGCUACCUCUUCGUCUUGGCUAUUAAAAAUAUGUUUUACACAAUUAUUUUGCAGAGGAAGGCGGAGUUUGAGCUGGGCCAUGUGGAUGCAACAGAUGGUAAAGAGGGGGACCCGCUAGAUGGUACAGGGGAUGACUCGGUUGAGUUUAAAGAGGAGGAUCCGGUAGAUGGUAAAGUGGAGGACCCCAUAGAGGAUAAAGAGGACGACCCGAUUCAGUUUAAAGAGGAGGACCCGAUUGAGUAUAAGGAGGAGGACCCAGUAGAGUGUAAAGGGGAUGAUGAAGAUUCACGCAACGGUGACGAACAAACUGAAGAGGCCAAAAAUGAACCAAUUGAACCGGAGGGGCCAAACGCACACAAGAGAGAAGCAGCAGAAGUGGAAGAAGUGGCAGAAGCGGCAGAAGUGGUAGAAGUGGAAGAGGCGGCAGCAGAGGCAAACAAGAGAGACGCGACAGAAAGGCCGCUCAAGACAGACGCGCCGCUAACGAGAGACGCGGCGAGUCGACGCAGGGCCCAGGACAUCCUCCAAAACAACUGCGACAAUUUUGCUAAAAAUUACCUGUACCCGCUAUUUGAAGCACUUAAAAAUAACAAGUCCUACUGGCUAAUCCCACUGAGCGUAGUGUCGUGUGCCUACCUCUAUUACAAAAUGAAGGGGCGAGUAGCAGCCUACAUAAAUAAUUGCUACCUUAACGUAACCAAGUACUUCAAUAACACCUUCCUGUCCCCAUGGGGUACGGCGAACGCAGCUGUCUCGAAAGAUUACAAUCACUUCUUCCACAACGUACAAAAGAAUAAUGUUAAGACAAUCCUUUUCAACCCCUCUAACAACACAUUCACAUACAUCUUAAGCAAAGCCACUCUACCCAAGACAGGAACUAACAUUAACAUUUUCAAUUCAAACAAAAUGAGCAGCAGUUCACCUCCAUCCACACAAGAAGAAACAAAUAACGUGUACACCAUUUUUUAUAAUGAUUAUAUAAUGAAAUUUUUAUUAAAAAAUAAAUGUUAUGAACAUGUGCAGAUAAAAUUAGAUGAUAAAAUGCUCAAGUUGUCCCUCAUGGAAAUUAUUAAAAAAAAUAUAAUCGAUAUAAUAACAUACAGUCUUUCAUUAGCAACUUUUUAUUAUUUGUAUGAAAGGAAUUUGUCUCUUUCAUCCCCCUUUACCAAUACAGAUUACUCAUCCCAUAGCACAAACAAAGGGAACUCGUUAAAUGAUAUUAUUUUGAACGAAAAAACUAAGAAAGAUAUAAAAGGGGUUUUAUUUUUUCUUUUAUUUUCAAGUAUGUUUAAAAAUGAUUAUAACCUAUCUGGUUACAACACCAUUUUAUUCACAGGAGAAACUGGUACAGGGAAGAGUUUGUUAGCUAAAGCUAUUGCCAGAGAGCUCGAUGUGGAGUUCAUUCAUCUUUCAGGAUCGACUUUCAUAGAAUUAUACAUUGGCAAUGGGGCUUCUAAAUUAAGAAACCACUUUAGAAGAGCCAAACGGAAUUCCAGAUCUGUACUUCUCUUCGUUGACGAGAUUGAUAGCAUUGGCUUGAGUAGAUCCAUGAACAGUAACCCUGGGGGAAAUAAUGUCAACCAUGAGUACACACAAACCUUGAAUCAGCUGCUAAUUGAAAUUGAUUCGUUGCAUGAGUACAAUCGGGAGCAAGUCCUUAUGGCAUCCCGCCGUAGGGAUAAAGGAGGCCUUUUUUCUACCAUCAGGAAAACAUUCAUGGAGAUCGUCGCACCAGAAGCGGAGUCUGAACAGGGGCGCAAUGAAUGUGAAGACACCGAUCAUGUAAAGGGACACACCACUGCCCAUCGCCCUUCUACGCGAGAACGGGACGGCUACGAAAUUAUGCAGUACUACCUCAACAACGACCUCACGCUUCAAGAGGUGGAGGAACUUUUCAACUUGAGGAAAUACCGGGCGGGAAAAUUUAUCCUCUUCAUCGGGGCCACCAACCGCUACAAGAUGCUAGACUCUGCGCUCGUGCGAUCCAAGCGAUUUGACAAGGUCAUACACUUCCACCUUCCUAAUAUGUUCACGCGUAGAAGACUCUUCGAGUUUUACUUGGCCAAGUACACGAGAGGGGCGGCAGCCGCAACCGUUAAGCACCACCUACCCAUGCAGGGAGGCUCACCCCACACCCCAACAACGCCGUUGCCAUCGUCCCCCCUGGACUACGCUCCCUUCAGGAACAAAUUCAGCAGCUACUUCAACGCUCUACACCCAGGGGCUACUGAUAAGUACGAACACUUGUUGAAGUCGCUGAGGAAGAGGGGCGUGGAGGACAGGUCAGGAUCCAACGCACGGGGUACCAGGAUUAACGAAAAUUGUGAAAUGCGAGAUGGGGACUGUCUCGGUACGUCGCUCGUCCCCAUCGACACGUUAGCCCUGUCCGUCCUCACGACCUUGUUCAACUGCGCCGACAUAGAUGAGAUAGUGCACUCGGUGCAAAUGAAGGGUCUCACACAAAACCACCUCCACCGAGAACACAGUCACACCAUGAACAGUGCCCUCUUCGAAGUAUUGGACUCCGCCUUAUUUAACAAAUUCACAUACGAUAACCACGGAGAGAAGCUAAGCACGCAAGGAAGCAAAACCCAAACGAGCAGUACCAACGGACCCACCAACAUGAUGUUCGCUGGUAACAACUGGUGCACCGAUGCGGAUUACGAAGAGUACUUGUCCAAGUUUGUGCACUUUUGCAAUGAAGAAUUAGAAAGACGAAUAAACGAUGAGGAUAGGAGAAGGAAGAACUACAGGACAGCAGGACAUUCUCCUGGGGAGAAGCUCACGUUUGACGACCUACUUUUUUUUAAUGACUUACAAAAAAUGAAAGUAAAGAUAUGGAGAGACGAGGACAUGAAUUUCCUCCCGCAGAAUGUUUUUUUCCCGCCCGGUAGAAACUACCACCUCUACUUGUUGUGGAAGUCCAUCGAAAGCUUUUACGUGGCCCUCCACUCGAGCUGCCGCCGGGCCACCUGCUAG
Messenger RNA from Plasmodium fragile, 3378 nucleotides. RefSeq lists its product as uncharacterized. Gene Ontology annotation, molecular function: ATP binding; ATP hydrolysis activity; ATP-dependent peptidase activity. Gene Ontology annotation, biological process: proteolysis. The record is from RefSeq and is a predicted model, not a curated record. Lineage: Eukaryota; Apicomplexa; Aconoidasida; Haemosporida; Plasmodiidae. Gene Ontology annotation, cellular component: chloroplast thylakoid. The transcript has a single exon. The coding region runs from base 1 to 3378 and encodes 1125 amino acids.